CUGGACGAGCACGGCCUGCUGGACGGCCUGCCGGCGCUCAGUCCGUCGCGCACCUCGCCCCGCUCCUCCGGCUCGGGCGACAACGGCGAGCGCUACUCGCGCAAGGUGUUCGUCGGCGGCCUGCCGCCCGACAUCGACGAGGAGGAGAUCACGGCGUCUUUCCGGCGCUUCGGACCGCUGGUGGUCGACUGGCCGCACAAGGCCGAAUCAAAGUCGUACUUCCCGCCCAAGGGAUACGCCUUCCUCCUGUUCCAGGACGAGAGUUCGGUGCAGCAGCUGAUCGACACCUGCAUCCAGGACGACGACAAGCUUUACCUGUGCGUCUCGUCGCCGACCAUCAAGGACAAGCCGGUGCAGAUUCGGCCGUGGAAGCUCUCCGACGCCGACUUCGUGCUGGACGCGUCGCUGCCGCUCGACCCGCGCAAGACCGUGUUCGUCGGCGGCGUGCCGCGUCCGCUCAAGGCCGUUGAACUGGCCAUGAUCAUGGACCGCCUGUACGGUGGCGUCUGCUACGCCGGGAUCGACACGGACCCGGAGCUGAAGUAUCCGAAGGGCGCCGGCCGAGUGGCCUUCAGCAACCAGCAGAGCUACAUCGCGGCCAUCAGCGCCCGCUUCGUGCAGCUGCAGCACGGCGACAUCGACAAGCGGGUGGAGGUGAAGCCGUACGUGCUGGAUGACCAGAUGUGCGACGAGUGCCAGGGCACGCGCUGCAGCGGCAAGUUCGCCCCCUUUUUCUGCGCCAACGUCACCUGUCUGCAGUACUACUGCGAGCACUGCUGGGCCACCAUCCACUCGCGGCCGGGCCGCGAGUUCCACAAGCCGCUGGUGAAGGAGGGCGCCGACCGGCCGCGCGCCGUGCCGUACCGCUGGUGCUAGGCGGCCGGCUGGCGCCGCACCCAGGACACGCCUAGUCAGCUCCGCUCCUGCGCUCCCCGGCCGCAGCGCGGCGCUCCCUCUCGCCGGCGCGCUCCCGGCUAGUUAAUGUCCCGCUAGAUGUGGAUUUUCCAGGUGUGGUAGUGCCAUAGACUAGGCAUGCGCUGAUGGGGCAGGACAGAGCCUGCCGAGGGAGAGGGUGCCGGGGCGGCGGCGGGCAGGCUGGCGGCGGUCGACAUUUUAUAUACAUAUCUGUAUAAACUAUUACCGUAGCUGAUAGCCACCUCGUAAUUCGCCGAGCCUCUCUUGUAUUCCAGCUGAGAGUCGUUUGGAUACAUUUUUUACUUUUUCACAUUUUUGUAUCGUUGGCGUUUGCAAUUGUAAAUAGAUUUAUGUACAAACGGCAGAUAUUUAUAUAACAGUACGUGGACUGGAAAUCACAUAGUUCCUCUUUAUUUUUGGGGUUACAUUUUUGUACAUAUAGUAAUACCUCUUUGUAAUCCAGUGGAGCGCCCCGCCGCUGUCGCCUCAGUCUCAUGUGAUCCCUGUUAACCGGCGCCGCCAGCCUGUGUGUUUCUCUAUGUGGAGGGUGUUUUUAACACAGCCGACCGGCCGGCCCGCCGCCGCCCCAAGCGGUGGGGCUCGCGGGGGUCCGGCCUUCCGGCCGCACGCCGCGAGCCCUCCCGCACGUUUUCUAUGUAUCCUCGACACUUGAGUCAUUUCGGGGACUUUGACCCCGUUCGCUCCACUAUGGGCAUAUAUAUAAUACGAAAUACAUGUGAUAGUUGUAUUUAUCCCCCGAUUGUGAUUUAAGCUAAUUUAUGCAAUUAAUUUUCUAGUUCAUACAUUUAUGAUUUCAGAAUGUUAUCACUUAUUUAGCUGGCGACGAAUUAUAGCUUAGACUUAUCCAGCGUUUUACGUGUUUAGAUAACACUUCAUUAAUUCAUGUUAGCGUGGAUAUCUAUGACUGUUCGGGUGAUGACGCCGUUGAUAAAUUCGGGUGCGCGCGCGCGCCGCGUCGGUCCGGAGCUUUAGAGCAGCACGCUUAUCUUGACCCGUGUGUUGUCCGGUGUUUGUGAUAGUAGGCCGGGCCGGGUCGGCCUGCGGUCGCCCGCCCACUGAGCACUCGCGAGCCCUCCCUCCGAGCCACAGCCACCAGAUGCGGGUCACCAUGUCAAAGUGCGGCACGGCGGCGUCGCCGCGCGGUUCGGAAUCAAAAGCGGUGUCAGGAAUGGCCAGCGCGCGCGGGGCGGCAGCUGCGCCUGCGCCCCGCCGGCCGGCGCGGAUCGCACGCUGGGCGUGGGCGUGUAUCUUUCACGGUGUCGUACGGCAGGGGGUCCAGCUCCAUAAGGAUAGCAGCCUAACCCGAGCAUAAUCCGCUGGCGCCCGGCCGAUUCCCCGUCCUCAGCCGCCGUGGCGCGGCCGUCCCGCCCCCUUCCAGGCCGCGCGUGGCCCGCCGUCCAGACGACUGCGGUGCCGACUGAUGGAGGCGUCGCCGCGGGCUCCCUCGCGUCUCCCGCCAGCUUGAGCCGCCUCCGGGCCUCGCUGCUUUCGACCGCCGGCCCUAGCCCCUCCCACCCCACCCCUCCCGAUCGAGGACGGCUACCAGUGUCCUGGCUCCCCCGGUGUGGUUUAACGGGUCCUGGCUUGCAACUUACCCAUAGUUGAGCCUGAAAUGAUGGUAGUCGUCCGGCGGCAGCGGCGCCCCCCUGGCGGCCGCCGCGCGCGCUGCCCGUCGGCCCGGUUAGCGCAGUGCGGUCCGCCGCCGGACAUAGCGUAGUGUGUCUGUCUCAUUCGGUUCAGUUCGCUGCGGUUGCGCCAAUCGAUUGCAACUUGUGUGGUGUACAAACAUGUUCUGAAUGGUUUUGUACAAAAAUUAAAGUCAUUCAUUUAUUUUCCUAGUCCAUGUUUACCACUAGCUGAACGGUUUUAUAUUAUAAUUUAGAAAAUCGGAUGUGAUUUUAUAAUGCCUGAUCAUUAUUGGCGGCGCUGAGCCUGGUUUGACGUAGCGACUACGCUUCAGAAUGGUUUGCAUUUCGCUAGAAGUUACAGUUGUCCGCGAGUGCGUUGCGGUCGGCGGCGCUGGCGGCGGCGCACGCGGGCCCGCGCCUGGUACCGCUCGCGGUGGCGGCCGGCCACCCCGCGCCGCCGCCAGCGCGCCCCGCUUUGGCAGUACCUGGGUGUUGAGUUACUUCCCGCGCCGCCCUGCGGGGGGGCGAGGGGUGUCCGCCGGCGGCCGCGCGCCCCCGCAGGGCUCCCACUCUGCGUUUUCAGUCACCUAGAUGGUAAGUCGUUUUGUAUAGCAUUUUCUAAUUUUGUACCGGCGUGCGGCCGCCGGCGGCUCGUGACCUCGCGGUCCCGGGCGGCCGGUGGCUUUCAUUUAACCCAUUUGGGGGAGUUUUUACGGUUAUUUUGUUGUGUCAGACGUUUUUAUGUUUUAUAAAUAAUUACAGAAAAUCCAUAAAUAGUGUUGUGUUUUAUUUGUACUGCAGUUUUCUACAGAAGCUUGCCAUAGUUGACCCUGGUCGGGUGCUGAUUGACCAGGCGGCGUCCGGCGCCCAGCCACGUCUGUCCGAACCGUUUAUGAUCCACUCUGUAUUAACUUAUUGUAGCUAUUUAAAUAAACUGCGAUUCAGC
This is a messenger RNA of Pollicipes pollicipes, 3510 nucleotides long. RefSeq names its product translational regulator orb2. Gene Ontology annotation, molecular function: mRNA regulatory element binding translation repressor activity; ribosome binding; translation factor activity, RNA binding. The record is from RefSeq and is a predicted model, not a curated record. Gene Ontology annotation, biological process: negative regulation of cytoplasmic translation. Gene Ontology annotation, cellular component: nucleus; cytoplasm; synapse. Lineage: Eukaryota; Metazoa; Arthropoda; Thecostraca; Pollicipedomorpha; Pollicipedidae.